Molecule: messenger RNA, 336 nt
Organism: Sphenostylis stenocarpa
Lineage: Eukaryota; Viridiplantae; Streptophyta; Magnoliopsida; Fabales; Fabaceae
Source: the annotation of a GenBank genome assembly
AUGGGUUCCAAGAGUGUUGCCCCCGUUGCUCUUCUCCUCUCCCUCAACCUCCUUUUCUUUUCCAUGGUCAGCUGCACCACCCUUACCCCUGCCAACCACGCACCAACUAAGUGCCCGCCAUUGCAUGUCUGCGCCGGCAUCUUGCUGCCCCCUUUCAAACCUGACCGUAAAUGCUGCCCCCUCAUCGGUGGUCUUGUUGACCUUGAAGCCGCCGUGUGCCUCUGCGCCGUUCUCAAGCUCAACAUCGGUGGAAUCGUCGACGUGGAUCUAGACCUUCUCGUCAACAUUCUAUUGAACACCUGUGGACGCAAAAAGACCACCUACACUUGCAAAUAA